This is a messenger RNA of Mangifera indica (mango), 2136 nucleotides long. Its product is annotated as serine/threonine-protein kinase AtPK2/AtPK19-like. The transcript has 7 exons. Lineage: Eukaryota; Viridiplantae; Streptophyta; Magnoliopsida; Sapindales; Anacardiaceae. Gene Ontology annotation, molecular function: ATP binding; protein serine/threonine kinase activity. Bases 452 to 1891 code for a protein of 479 amino acids. The record is from RefSeq and is a predicted model, not a curated record. Gene Ontology annotation, biological process: protein phosphorylation.
AUGAGAAAAUAACAAGUCAGGAACCCACCCGCAAAUGAUCAAGUGCCACGUAAGAAGAGUAAGAUUCCGACUUGGUGGCUAUUAAAAAUAGGUAGGGCUUUAUUUUGAGUUUGCGCUCCCAACUCCACUCCUUUCUCCGCCUGGGUCUGCCUUCAUCUUAGCUUGUAAACCUCAUCUUCAUGAAUCCAAGAAGUACUGUGGCAUUCACUGUUUCCUGCAAAUCGGGAAACAAGAACGGUUUCUUUUUCUGGAUUUUGGUUUGCUUACCACUCUGUUUCCUUGGAAUUCCCUCUGCAUUUGACAACUUCCUAUUAUUUAAGCCUGUUGUCAGGUGUCCUUCAACACCACUUUGCUUCUCUCUUUCUUCUCUAUAGAUUCAUCUAUAUUGGUGAAGUUUUCUCUUCUUCCUGAUCGACUCUACUCUCCCCACAAUUGAUUUUGUAUAAGCAACAUGGUUUCUUCUCAAUUAUCUAGCUUGGUUGAGAAUCACAAAAGGAAGCCCGUGCAGAACCAGUUGCUUCUUCCAACUGGCCCACCUGAUGCCCUUCCUGCUGAAUGUGUUGAGUUUGAUUUUAAUGAUGUUUUUGGCCCUGCUUCAGUGCAAUCAUCAAUUGAAUUUAAUAAUGAUAUGUCUAACGCUAACGAAUUAUUAAAUGAUGACCCAGUGGUCAUCCACAGUCGUUCACAUUCUUUGGUUGGCCCUUCCAGCUAUGUUAGUCAAUCAGUAAAACUUUGCAAGCUGACCUUGCAUGAGACAGAGGAUUCCUUGGAACUUAAGGAGGGAAUCAACGAAGAUACACACAAAGAAAUGGGCCAUGCAUCUGCUGAUUGUGUUGUUCUAGAGAAACAGGCUUGCCACAUAGAUAAUCUUCCUUCUGAAAACCAGUGUGUUGGACUUGAAGAUUUUGAAGUCUUAAAGGUUGUUGGCCAAGGUGCUUUUGCUAAAGUGUAUCAGGUUAGAAGGAUUGGUACUUCAGAGAUUUAUGCAAUGAAGGUCAUGCGCAAAGACAAGAUUGUGGAGAAAAAUCAUGCUGAGUACAUGAAAUCUGAGCGGAACAUAUUAACAAAAGUGGAUCACCCCUUCGUUGUCCAGCUCAGAUACUCAUUCCAAACCAAAUACAGGCUAUACCUUGUACUUGAUUUUGUCAAUGGUGGUCACCUUUUCUUUCAACUAUAUCACCAAGGCUUGUUCAGAGAGGAUUUGGCUCGGAUAUACACCGCGGAGAUUGUUUCUGCCGUUUCUCAUCUCCAUGCAAUUGGCAUAAUGCACCGGGAUCUCAAACCUGAAAAUAUUCUUCUGGAUGCAGAUGGCCAUGUAAUGUUGACUGAUUUUGGCCUGGCAAAGCAGUUUGAAGAGAAUUCUAGGUCAAACUCUAUGUGUGGAACUUUGGAAUAUAUGUCUCCUGAAAUUGUGCUUGGAAAAGGCCAUGAUAAGGUUGCAGACUGGUGGAGUGUUGGAAUUCUGCUGUAUGAAAUGCUUACUGGGAAGCCACCUUUUACUGGUGGAAACAGACAGAAAAUCCAGCAAAAGAUAAUAAAAGAUAAGAUCAAGCUGCCAGCAUAUUUGUCUAGUGAAGCACACUCUCUCUUAAAAGGGCUCCUGCAGAAAGAAGCAAACAAGCGCCUUGGCAGUGGAUCAGGAGGUAGUGAGGAGAUAAAAGGUCACAAGUGGUUCAAAUCUGUCAAUUGGAAAAAAUUGGAGGCUCGGGAAAUCAAGCCAAGCUUUCUCCCUGAAGUUGCUGGGAGGCAAUGUGUUGCCAACUUCGAGGAGCACUGGACUAGCAUGCCUGUGCAGGAUUCUCCUGUUGCUAGUCCAAACUUUAAUGAGAAUCCCUUCAAGGGGUUCACUUAUGUGAGGCCUGCUGCCUCAUUUCUUAAAAGAAACACUUGAUAUUUCCAGGGUUACCUUUAAGUCUUUGCCUUAACGAUUUCAAGGAGGGUUGGAUAUUUGUUUUUCCCAGCCUAAUGCUGAGGAAACCUAUGUUGGGUAAACUACUUCUUUAAACAUAGAUAUUUUUCUAAAGGGGAACUAUACACCCUGUGAUGUUUACUUAUUUAUUUUUACCUUAAUUUGGUUUGAUAUUGUCAACUUCUGAACAAAGCAUAUUCAGUUAAAUUAAGUUCUUGUGUUGUGGA